Molecule: messenger RNA, 1581 nt
Organism: Benincasa hispida (wax gourd)
Lineage: Eukaryota; Viridiplantae; Streptophyta; Magnoliopsida; Cucurbitales; Cucurbitaceae
Molecular function (GO): RNA binding
Source: RefSeq, a predicted model, not a curated record
AAAUUUUCGUUUUCCCCCAAAACCCCACUACUUCAGUUUGUCGCCAUGGCUUCGCCGGAUUCUGUUACCCCUUCUUCCAGAGUUCGUCGGGAAACGGCGGAGAAAGCUGUCGAAUCUCUCCUUCAAUGGCGGAAUUCUAAACGAGAGAAGCCCCAACUCUUCGACCAGGAAGAUUUUCUAUACCUUGUCGUGACCCUCAAGAAAAUACCUCCCAAAGGUCGUACAAACCCUUACAAAAUCCCUCUUCCGCAUUCCCUCCACUCCGAUUCUUCUGAAAUCUGCCUCAUAAUCGAUGACAGAACGAAGUCCAAUCUCACCAAAGAUCACGCUAGGAAGAAAAUCCAGUCGGAAAAUAUCCCAAUUUCGAAGGUCAUUAAGUUGUCGAAGCUUAAAUCCGAUUACCGCCCUUUUGAAGCUAAACGGAAGCUCUGUGAUUCGUAUGAUAUGUUUUUCGCUGAUGAUCGGGUUAUUCCGCUAAUGCCGAGUCUGUUGGGGAAGCACUUUUACAAAAAGAAGAAGAUUCCGGUGCCGUUGAAUUUGAGGCAUCAGAAUUGGAAAGAACAGAUCGAGAAGAGCUGUUCAUCGGGUUUGUUGUAUUUGAGGACGGGGACUUGCAGUGUGGUGAAAGUGGCGAAGACUUCGAUGGAAGUUGAAGAGAUUGUGAGCAAUGUGAUUGCGGCCAUUGAUGGCAUUGCUGAGGUUGUGCCUAAGAAAUGGAGUAAUGUGCGGUCGUUUCAUUUGAAGGUCCUCGAAUCUAUUGCAUUGCCAAUUUACCAAACAGUGCCGGAGUUGAAGUUUAAGAUCGAGGCCUCCGUGAAGGGGAAGGAAGAGGAAAUGGAAAAAGAAAAAGAAAAAGAAGAUGCAGGAAAGAGUCCUACCUCUGUAAAGGUUAGCAACAAAAAAGAGAAAAAGUUGAGCAAAAAGAAGGGGAGGAUACAUGAAGUUCGCUAUAUGGACAGCAAUGGCGGAGAGUUGUCUGAUGAAGAUGAACCGGACAGUGAUCUUGAUGAAGACAUGGAUAAUGUUGAGGUUAGUGAGAAUCUCAAAAUGGGUAGUGAUGAAUUGAAGGGUAAGAAACGGAGUAGAGUGAACAAAGGGAAAGAAGAGCUUCAAACUGAGUUGAACGUCGUGAAAACAUUAAAUAAGUCAAUUGAUAUGAAAAAGAAGGAUGGUAGUGUCAAACAAAAGAAGGAUGAGAUAAGUACGAAGAAGAAAGAUGGAGAUAAAAUGAAGCAAAAGGAAGGUUUUUUUUCUGUUGAAGAAGAAGGAUCUGCUGGGAAGAAGGUAAAAAAGAGUGGGGUUUCGAAGUUAAAAGCUGCCGGUGGAACAAAGGUCAAGACAAAGAAGUUGAAAUCAGUGUUAGAGAUGAGUGAAGCUUGAGGAGCUCUAAAGGUAUUCUCUUCUUUAUAAAAUUUCUUCAUGACCCAAGUAUGCUUAUACGACCCACUUUUAAGUGGCAAAUUUUGAGUAUCUUUAAUCAUUUUCCAUUUUUUAAUCAGGUUUGGAAAAUGAACUGAUUGAUUUAUAUGUCUACUGUGUUCUUAGUUAAGGAAAUUCUGAAAGCUUGAUGUUUGCUCUUUA